Cynara cardunculus var. scolymus (artichoke) is the source of this 786-nucleotide messenger RNA. RefSeq names its product DNA-directed RNA polymerases II and V subunit 8A-like. Gene Ontology annotation, molecular function: DNA-directed RNA polymerase activity. NCBI's taxonomy places the organism in Eukaryota, Viridiplantae, Streptophyta, Magnoliopsida, Asterales, Asteraceae. The record is from RefSeq and is a predicted model, not a curated record. The transcript has 6 exons. The coding region runs from base 132 to 578 and encodes 148 amino acids. Gene Ontology annotation, cellular component: RNA polymerase III complex; RNA polymerase II, core complex; RNA polymerase I complex. Gene Ontology annotation, biological process: DNA-templated transcription.
CCAGUUCACGACCUGCUCGCAUCCUUCCAUUUUCUCCUUCCACGCCGUCCUGUCCACCGGCUCCACCGCCUCCUUCCACYGGCUCCACCGCCUCCUUCCACCGGGGUGAAUUUUAUACAGCUGCGGAAAGGAUGGUUGAAACCCUGUUUGAAGACAUAUUUAUGGUUGAUCAACUUGACCCAGAUGGCAAGAAAUUCGACAGAGUUAAUCGCAUUGAAGCACGGAGUGACCAGUUUGACAUGUACAUGCUACUGGAUGUAAAUACAGAAGUUUAUCCUAUGCAUGUUGGUGAGAAAUUUAUGAUGGUUCUGGCUUCUACCUUGAAUUUGGAUGGAACUCCCGACAGUGGAUUUUUUACUCCGGGUGGGCGAAAGUCGCUUGCGGAUAAAUUCGAUUAUGUGAUGCAUGGAAAACUCUAUAGGAUCUCUGAGGAAGGCUCGGGAGCCAAUGUUAAAGCGGACAUUUAUGUUUCCUUUGGCGGUUUGUUGAUGUUGUUGAGGGGCGACCCCUCGAUUGCAGCUAAGUUUGAGCUUGAUCAGAGGUUAUUCAUCCUCAUGAGGAAGGUGGACAAGGCGUAAUUCAACAUCUCUCUUGGAGCAAGUCAAUGCUAAGUAAAGAGAAUUCAUUGAUGUAAAAUAUGUUGAAGAAUUAUGUUUGAAAGAACUCGAAACAAUGUUGGAUUAUAGCUCGUUCAACAACGAUGUGAUUAUGUUUGGUAAUAGACGAGGACAUGAAUUUGAUUAAAAAACUCGUUUAAGGUCAUAUCCCUAAAUAACGGUGUUAAGC